AUGGAUCAAUAUAUUCUAGACAAUGUCGACCGCUUUCACAAGCUGGUUCAAAGAUGGAAACCCCAGCCAGCCUCAAAGCAGAGAUCUUCGGCACAGGGAUCUACCGAGUCGAAUCCCAACAUGAUUGUGGCAGCUCGGCUUAGAGUCUUGCUCAAAGAAGAACUUGACCUUGGCCUACCUCAGGCUGUCUUUCCUAGGCCCUCAGCUCCGGGCGUGCUGGAUAUACACGAGCUGAAAAGACCGGUUCGAGGACUGGCCGAGCUCCGGUCGGCAGAUUUUCGCGUUGAUCGUGCAUAUGGACCUGAUUCUACUACUGAAGAAAUAUACACCGAUAUCGUGAAGCCAUUGGUGCCUUGGGCACAGAACGGGGGCAUUGGCACACUCUUUGCCUACGGCCAGACAGGCUCGGGCAAGACGUAUACGGUGAGCCGGCUUGAGAAAAUGGUCGCGGAUGAAUUGCUGGGAGGCGAUCACAGCGAAAAACGAACGAUUACAAUGGCUAUGCUUGAGCUCGCGGGCAAUGCAGCAUACGGCAAACGGUUUUGGCAUUCCACAAUUCUAACCAACCUGCUCAACAAGCGUGGACCUGUCUCUAUCCGUGAGGAUGCCUUUGGCGUCAUCCAGCUCAGCGGCGCCCUCGAGCACCGCGUCUCAACCACCAGCGAGAUGCUAUCCUUUAUUGAAACAGCUACGGCGCUGCGCCGCACAGAGGCUACGGAGAAGAACGACGCCUCGUCGCGGUCACACGCCAUAUGCAGAAUUCGCAUUCAGCAAAAGCCCGACGCCCCAGAUGAUGACGCAGACGGGAUGCUCUACCUCGUCGAUCUCGCGGGAUCCGAGGCGGCCAGAGAUACCACGAAUCACGACGCACAGCGGAUGCGCGAGACUCGUGAAAUCAACGCCAGUCUCUCGGUGCUGAAAGACUGUAUCAGAGGCAAAGCCGAGGCGGACACGGCCGCUGCGGAUGCGUCGUCCAAACGGAAGCCUCACGUCCCGUUUCGCCAAACGCCCUUGACCAAGAUCUUGAAGCACGUCUUUGACCCGGCGGCUCUCCGGAAUUGCAAGACUGUCGUCAUCGCUUGUGUGAAUCCGUGUAUUUUAGACUCGGUGCCGAGCAGGAACACACUGCGGUACGCGGAGACAUUGAGAGUGAUUGUGCCCAAGGUCGUCGAGAUCAAGUAUGAUGCCAAAGUUCCCAGAACGUGGGAUAAUAAGCAACUGAGAUCAUGGGUACGAAGCAAUUCUGGCUCACCUCCUGUCGACGCUUCACUACUCGCGCCUUCAGAAACGGGAAUUCAGCUUCUGCGCCUCGACCCAUCAGAAUUCCAGGAUCGAUGUGUUCAGACUCCCGGCGUGACCGCUCAGCAGGCCAUGCUGUUCUACAACAAGGUUUGGGAAAUGCAUAUCGACUCACAGCGAAACCGGCAGCUGCCGUCAAAAUCAAAAUCAAAAGCCGUGGUUGUCCCAACUGCCGGAAGCCGUCCGACUGCCGCGUCAGAUGCGCUCGAACAGGGUUCUAGUCGAGAUAUCAGCACAGGGGCAUCUUCAAUCCAUUUCAAAGAACGGAUUCGUCCCGGGAUGGUGGUCUCGUGGUCACCGCCCCCUGAACUUGCUGAGACUCUGUCAGACAGCAAAGCCUUCGCCCUCAUUCUCUGUCCCGCGUCUGCCGCCGGACCGCAUGCACGGGAUUACCAAGGCAGUCCUGUCCAAGCCGAGCCGGGCCAGAAUGGAGGCGAUUCUGCAAGUUACCUAUGCGCUCUUGUCAUGGCGAAGACCCACUCCGAGACGUAUGAGAUGAAUUUGUGGCGACAGGUCGUCGUUCAAGUUGGCCAGAUGACUGGCGAGGUUAUUCUAAAGUAUGACACUGCCGCUAGGAGCUGGCUCAACCAUGACUCCGAUGUAGAUUAG
Molecule: messenger RNA, 1908 nt
Organism: Clonostachys solani
Lineage: Eukaryota; Fungi; Ascomycota; Sordariomycetes; Hypocreales; Bionectriaceae
Source: the annotation of a GenBank genome assembly